Molecule: messenger RNA, 1028 nt
Organism: Oncorhynchus tshawytscha (Chinook salmon)
Lineage: Eukaryota; Metazoa; Chordata; Actinopteri; Salmoniformes; Salmonidae
Product: stress-associated endoplasmic reticulum protein 1-like
Exons: 3
Coding region: 247-447 (66 amino acids)
Biological process (GO): endoplasmic reticulum unfolded protein response
Cellular component (GO): endoplasmic reticulum
Source: RefSeq, a predicted model, not a curated record
GUCUACUUUCUGUGUACGUAGACAAACUCGAGACACGCUGCCCGGUGGAUGCAGAUUUCACUGAAGGACCAAUGGACCGGUCGAAAGUGAGUCAAGUCCAACUCCCGAACUCCAGCUACGCCCGAACUCCAGCAUUCACUCAUCACUAAACGGCGAUCGAGCUCUGAAAAUUAGCCUCCUGUCUACAUUUGACAGCUACAACUUCAUAAGUAAUCGAUAGCUAAAAGGCUACAAUAAGCUUAAACAAUGGUGGCAAAACAGAGAAUACGCAUGGCCAACGAGAAACACAGCAAAAACAUCACGCUGAGAGGCAAUGUGGCCAAAUCCACGAGAAAUCCAGGUGAUGACAAGGUGGCAGUGGGACCAUGGCUUUUGGCCUUAUUCAUCUUUGUCGUCUGCGGAUCAGCAAUCUUCCAGAUCAUUCAGAGCAUUCGAAUGGGAAUGUAAUAUCAGGAUCCCUACCGUCAUCACCUCUUUCCAGCAUUCCUCUACACAUCAAGUGGUUUCAUGGUGCCUCACAGGAUCAAAGAUGAUCAACUACCAUCUGUCCAUUCCUUUUUUCCUAUUUCUCUUUUCCCCUUUUUGGCAUUGCCAAACGGGGAAAGCACACCCUUGUCAUCUUUGCCUUACAUAACUGAGAAAAAAGAUUGGAGAAUGAUUGAAGGAUUUUGUUUCAGGGAACUACAUGGGUAUUUGUACAGUGAUGACUGCUGUAUGUGUCGAUUGAUGUGCCAAAACCAAAUGGAGUGAAUUUCUGAUAUUCUCCUGUGGUAUAAAUUCCAGAACACAAGACCACAGUGACUUAAUUCUAGAUCUAAACUCUUAACUCUUCUUGGUUGUACACGGACAGUAUCUGGUGUCUUAUAGCCUUCAUAUUAUAAUGAAUAUUAUGUGAUGCCUUUUCCGGAUUUCUUCAGUCAAUGAAACUAAAUGGUCUUUUGAAUCAGAAGAUUUUUGCUAAGACAAAGACAUUCACUAUUUCUGCCUAAACAAACCUCUAAAACAAAUUAAAAAGGUGUAUCCUUGUU